AUGCCGCCUCCAACGAAAAAGCGGAAGUUCAUCGCGCUGGAAGAUAAGGCUGCAAUCAUCGGUGAGGUGGAAAAGGGCAGGAAAAAAAUGGACAUCGCCGAAGAAUUCGGCAUUGCUUGCAGCUCGCUGUCCACGAUUCUCAAGAACAAGGCCUCCAUUCUUGGUGCGCUUGAAAACGGCGCGAGUGCAAGAAAGAAAACCGUGGCGGCUGCAGCGUUCCCGGACGUGGACAAGGCGGUGAUCCUGCAACAGAAGGCGCUGGACUUCGCUUGUAUGCUCAGCCACGACAACUUUAAGGCGAGUCCCGGCUGGCUGAGCCGUUUCAAAGCUCGCCACGACAUCGUAGCCAAAGUCAUCUCCGGGGAGGCAGCAGCCGUCGACUCGGUGACAACGUCGUCGUGGCUGCUGAGCAACAAGGAACUGCUCAGCCAGUACAAGCCCUCAGACAUCUAUAAUGCCGAUGAAACGGCACUAUUUUAUGAAAUGCUACCAUCCAAGACCUUGGACUUCAAAGGCCAGAAGUGCCAUGGUGGCAAACACAGCAAGCGGCGCGUGACGAUUUUAUUGUGCGCCAAUAUGGAUGGCACAGAUAAACGGCCGCUGCUCGUUAUUGGCAGAAGCAAGAAGCCCCGCUGUUUCAAGGGGAAUCGCAGGCUGCCAAUGAAGCGCCCCACUGACGUGGACAUGUUCAUGGCGCUAGAGAUGAUCGCCGCCGCAUGGAUUGCGACGAGUCCAGCCAUGAUAACCAAUUGCUUCACACACGCCGGCCUUGUCACACCGCAGGCAUCAUGCGCUGAUCCAGCGGAGCCGGAAGAAGGUUCACCUGUAGGCGCACUUGAUGACGGUGACAGCGCAGUGCCGCCGUCACUGACCAGUGCAUGGGGCGAACUUUGUGCCGUGGCAAACGAGAUUCCCGAUGGCCUCAGCGUCCAUGAGUUCGUUUACGCGGACGAAGGCGUCGUCGUGCACGAGGAAGUGACUGAUGAAGCCAUCAUCAGUAGCGUGUGCGAGGCGGGCGAUCCCGAUGAGCAACGACCGGAGCAGCCAGAGAAAACAACAAGCCCGCAGGAUGUGCUGAAUGCCUUCGACACAAUUCGCUCGUUUUUCGGCGAGCACGACGACGACGUGGCGAUGGACCAUUUCUUACAGUCCUUGUACAUCUGA
Messenger RNA from Dermacentor silvarum, 1164 nucleotides. RefSeq names its product tigger transposable element-derived protein 4-like. Bases 1 to 1164 code for a protein of 387 amino acids. Lineage: Eukaryota; Metazoa; Arthropoda; Arachnida; Ixodida; Ixodidae. The transcript is spliced from 4 exons. Gene Ontology annotation, molecular function: DNA binding. Gene Ontology annotation, cellular component: nucleus. The record is from RefSeq and is a predicted model, not a curated record.